This is a messenger RNA of Capsella rubella, 1158 nucleotides long. Its product is annotated as putative glucose-6-phosphate 1-epimerase. The transcript has 10 exons. Gene Ontology annotation, biological process: carbohydrate metabolic process. NCBI's taxonomy places the organism in Eukaryota, Viridiplantae, Streptophyta, Magnoliopsida, Brassicales, Brassicaceae. The coding region runs from base 161 to 1075 and encodes 304 amino acids. The record is from RefSeq and is a predicted model, not a curated record. Gene Ontology annotation, molecular function: isomerase activity; carbohydrate binding.
GUUGAACAUUUGGGUCAUUUGAAGAGCCGUUUCCUCCUCUGUGUGUGUGUGAUGUAUAAAAAAAUGUCUGUCGUCAUUAUAGUUUUGCUGGGUUUAUUCAAUCUCAUCGACCCAAUCAAUCAACAAUACAAGAUAGAGAGUGACUGAAGGAGAGACAAACAUGGCGUCUGUUUCCGUCUCUAACUCUUUUCUCACUUUCAGUUCUCCCAUUCAGCUCCGAAUCACUCGAAGGAGAGUCUCUGCCAUGGCUACUGGAGUGAGAGUCGCAGAAGGACAAGGCAAUUUGCCAAAACUUGUCCUCACUUCUCCCCAGAAGAGUGAGGCUGAGAUAUAUCUCUUUGGAGGCUGCAUUACAUCUUGGAAAGUUGCGAGUGGUAAAGAUCUUCUUUUCGUCAGACCAGACGCUGUCUUCAAUAAGAUUAAGCCCAUUAGCGGAGGGGUUCCACAUUGUUUUCCACAGUUUGGACCUGGACUAAUUCAACAGCAUGGGUUUGGAAGGAACAUGGACUGGUCUGUUGUUGAUUCCGAGAAUGCAGAUGACAGUGCCGCUGUUACUCUUGAGCUCAAGGAUGGUCCCUAUAGUCGAGCCAUGUGGGACUUUGCUUUCCAGGCUCUAUACAAGGUCACUGUUGGCGCCGACUCCCUUUCCACCGAGCUUAAGAUAACAAACACAGACAAUAAACCAUUCUCUUUCACCACUGCCUUGCAUACUUACUUCCGUGCUUCUUCUGCCAAGGCAUCCGUGAGAGGUCUAAAGGGUUGUAAAACUCUCAAUAAGGAUCCUGACCCUAAAAACCCAAUAGAGGGUAAAGAAGACAGAGACGAAGUCACUUUUCCUGGAUUUUUGGACUGCGUCUAUCUUGAUGCUCCUAAUGAGUUGCAGUUUGAUAAUGGCUUGGGUGAUAAAAUAAUCAUCAAAAACACAAAUUGGUCGGAUGCGGUCUUGUGGAACCCGCAUACUCAGAUGGAGGCUUGUUACAGAGACUUUGUGUGCGUGGAAAAUGCAAAGCUUGGGGAUGUCAAGCUAGAGCCAGGACAGUCUUGGACCGCAACACAGCUUCUCAGCAUUUGUUGAAAACACAAUGUACUUUAAACUUCUGAUAUAUUGUCGAGUGGAUCCAUUUUCUUAAGCAAUAAAAGUUUUCAUUCCUCUCCAAA